Molecule: messenger RNA, 2160 nt
Organism: Chrysochloris asiatica (Cape golden mole)
Lineage: Eukaryota; Metazoa; Chordata; Mammalia; Afrosoricida; Chrysochloridae
Gene: HOOK2
Product: hook microtubule-tethering protein 2
Exons: 23
Coding region: 1-2160 (719 amino acids)
Biological process (GO): cytoskeleton-dependent intracellular transport; cytoplasmic microtubule organization
Cellular component (GO): cytoplasm; centrosome
Molecular function (GO): microtubule binding; dynein light intermediate chain binding
Source: RefSeq, a predicted model, not a curated record
AUGAGUGUGGACAAGGCAGAGCUAUGCGGGUCUCUGCUCACCUGGUUGCAGACUUUCCACGUUCCGUUCCUCUGUGCCAGCCCACAGGACCUGAGCAGCGGCCUUGCAGUGGCCCAUGUGCUGAACCAGAUAGACCCGUCCUGGUUCAACGAGGCAUGGCUUCAGGGCAUCUCAGAGGACCCAGGUCACAACUGGAUACUGAAGGCUGGUAAUCUGAAGAAGAUUCUACAGAGUCUGAUGGAAUACUAUCAGCAUGUGCUGGGACACCCUGUGUCUGAACAACACCUCCCAGACGUGAACCUCAUUGGUGAAUUCUCAGACCCUGCAGAGCUUGGCAAGCUGCUUCAGCUGGUAUUGGGCUGUGCCAUCAGUUGUGAGAAAAAGCAGGAGCACAUCCAGAGAAUCAUGACGCUGGAGGAAUCUGUUCAGCACGUAGUGAUGGAAGCCAUCCAGGAGCUCCUGACCAAAGAAACCUCAGACUCCCUGUCCCUGGAGACAUAUGGGAACUUUGACAGCCAGUCCCGCAGAUACUACUUCCUGAGUGAGGAGGCGGAGGAGGGGGAUGAGUUGCGGCAGCGCUGUCUGGACCUGGAGCGACAGCUAGUGCUCCUGUCGGAGGAGAAGCAGAGCCUGGCCCAGGAGAAUGUGGUACUGCGGGAGCAAGUAGGCCGGACAGAGGGUGAGGGGGCCAUGGGCCUCACCGCCAAGAAGCUGUUGCUGCUACAGUCCCAGCUGGAGCAGCUGCAGGAGGAGAACUUCAGGCUGGAGAGCAGUAGGGAGGAUGACCGUCUGCACUGUGCUGAGCUGAAGCAGGAAGUCACUGAGCUGCAACAGCGGAACCAGGCGCUGACCAGCCUGGCGCAGGAAGCACAGGCCCUGAAGGAUGAGAUGGAUGAGCUGCGGCAGUCCUCAGAGCGGGCUGGGCAGCUGGAGGCCACGCUGAGCGGCUGCCGGCGCCGCCUGGGCGAGCUGCCGGAGCUGCGGAGGCAGGUGCGGCAGCUGGAGGAGCGCAAUGCGGGCCAUGCGGAGCGCACGCGGCAGCUGGAGGAAGAGCUGCGCCGGGCCAGCUCCUUGAGGGCCCAGCUUGAGGCGCUGCGCCGGCAGGUGCAGGAACUGCAGGGGCAGCGGCAGGAGGAGGCCAUGAAGGCUGAGAAAUGGCUCUUUGAGUGCCGCAACCUGGAGGAAAAAUAUGAAUCAGUGACAAAGGAGAAGGAGCGGCUGUUGGCAGAGCGGGACUCCCUGCGAGAGACCAAUGAGGAACUACGCUGUGCCCAGCUGCAGCCUCGGGGGCUGACCCAGGCUGACCCCUCACUUGAUCCCACCACAGAGGCUGUGGAAAACUUAGCUGCAGAGAUCCUGCCUACUGAACUCAGGGAGACACUCCUGAGGCUUCAGCUGGAGAACAAGCGGCUGUGCCAGCAGGAGGCAGCCGACCGCGAGCGGCAGGAGGAGCUGCAGCGCCACCUAGAGGAGGCCAAUCGCUCACGCCACAGCCUGGAAACGCAGCACCGACUGAACCAGCAGCAGCUUUCGGAGCUGCGGGCCCAGGUGGAGGAUCUGCAGAAGACCCAUCAGGAGCCUGGGGGCAAGAGCGACGAUGCCAUUCCCACCCUGCUGAAGAGGAAGCUGGAGGAGCAUCUACAGAAGCUGCACGAGGCCGAUCUGGAGCUGCAGCGGAAGCGUGAGUACAUUGAGGAGCUGGAACCACCUGCCGACAGCAGCACAGCCCAGCGCAUUGAGGAGCUGCAGCACAACCUGCAGAAGAAGGAUGCAGACCUGCGGGCCAUGGAGGAGCGGUGCCGCCGUUAUGUGGACAAGGCGCGCACGAUCAUGCAGACCAUGGAACCCAAGCAUCGACCACCUGGGGCUGCACCUCCAGCUCUCCACACAUUGCGCACACAACUCCGAGAGCGGGACGUCCGCAUCCGGCACCUGGAGAUGGACUUUGAGAAGAGUCGAAGUCAGCGGGAGCAGGAAGAAAAGCUACUCAUUAGUGCCUGGUAUAACAUGGGCAUGGCCCUGCAGCAGAGGACUGGAGAAGAACGGGCACCAGCCCACGCUCAGUCCUUCCUGGCACAGCAGCGGCUGGCUAUCAACAUGCGCCGUGGACCUCUGGGACGCUCCGUAUCCCUGAACCUGCGCCCCACUGACAAACACUGA